Molecule: messenger RNA, 2954 nt
Organism: Nothobranchius furzeri (turquoise killifish)
Lineage: Eukaryota; Metazoa; Chordata; Actinopteri; Cyprinodontiformes; Nothobranchiidae
Gene: vrk3
Product: VRK serine/threonine kinase 3
Biological process (GO): peptidyl-serine phosphorylation; signal transduction
Cellular component (GO): cytoplasm; nucleus
Molecular function (GO): ATP binding; protein serine/threonine kinase activity
Source: RefSeq, a predicted model, not a curated record
UUAUGUAAAUAACAAACGGAAAUUAAAAAAAUAAAAGCGGCGUUUCCCUAGUUGGGCUACCUGUAUGAUGCUGUAAUGUCCUGCAGGGGGCAGCACUUCAGUUACAGGUAAAGGCCGUCAACUGUUGAUGCAGCGAAGAAGUAUCACUGAACCAAAACAACGGAGGCGUUUUUAAGAAUGCCUUUCCAUUUUUGCCCUCAGUGUGGGACCAAGCUGCAGCCAGAUUUUAAAUUUUGCCCUUCGUGCGGGAUAAAACUUCCUGUUUCUGCUGAUGAACCUGAACUCCCAACCUCAGCGGACUUUUUAAAGGACGAAGCAGCGGCGGUAGACACGGUCGUAGACAAAACGAGCCCCGCUUCAAGCACAAGCUACUGCAUCACUUCGACCUCAGUUUCUCCUCGUCCUGCACUGAGAAAAAACCGUAACUCCCUGCGCCUGGAAAAAGCUGUUGAAUUCAGCAUCCAGGAUGCUUCUCCACUCGCGGUGCCCUCCACUCAUCCCGCUGGAAAUGACAAGACAGAAAAUGAGAGUUGUGACGUUCACGGGUCUCCUUUAAAGUUGAGCAUGGUGAAUGUCCAGGUGGUGGAGCCCUCUGUUGUAAAAUCCCCUCGUUCUGUCAGAGGAAAGGUGAAGGCUCGCAGUCCUGCUAAGAAGGAAGCAGGAGAGGAUAAAACAGGUGUGAUAACUGAAGUGUCGACUGCGGAUGGAUCAGUUUCCUCACCGAUCUCCAAGUCUCCUUCAAAAGGGAGGGGCAAAGCCAAGAAGGCGAAGCACGCGCCCACGGUGGAGCCGCUGCAGGAAGGCGAGGAGGUGACGGACACGAUGGGGAACAAGUGGAAGCUGAUCAAGCUGUCUACUCAGAGCACCACAGAACUCCUGUAUGAAGUUUCGCAGCCCAGUUUGAAAGAAUCGGAUCACAUCCUCAAACUGGGAGCUAAAGAUGGAAGAAUCUUCAACGAGCAGAAUUUUCUGCAGAGAGCUGCGAAACCUGCUUCUGUGGACAAAUGGAUCAAACAGAACAAGAUGGAUUUUCUGGGGAUUCCCACCUGCGUUGGUUUUGGUCUUCAUGCAGAUUCCUACAGGUUUCUAAUUUUCCCCAACAUGGGACGCUCUCUCCACUCUGUCAUCGAGGAGCAAAACGAGCCUCUAUCCGAGAAAGUUGUUCUUCAGCUCGCCUGCAGAAUACUGGACGUGCUGCAGUUCAUUCAUUCAAGUGAGUACGUUCACGCUGACGUUAACGCAGAAAACGUUUACAUCAAACCUGGAGCCAAAUCAGAGGUGUACCUGGUAGGGUACUGCCACGCCUUCAGGUUCUGUCCUGGAGGGAAGCAUGUCGAGUAUCGUGACGGCAGCAGAACACCACAUGAAGGCAGCGUGGAGUUUAUCAGCCUGGAUGCUCACAAAGGAGCCGCUCCGUCUCGGCGCAGCGACUUGCAGUCUCUGGGUUAUUGCAUGCUGCACUGGCACACAGGGAAGCUGCCGUGGUCUGAACUGACCCAACCGCAGCAGGUGGCCACCCAGAAACGCAGGUACAUGGAAGAUGUGAAAGCCUUGCUGAGCCUUUGCUUUGGGAAGAAGAAAGUGUCCAGAGCAUUUCAAACCUACCUGACAGCAGUGAUGUCCCUGCAGUACACAGAACAGCCCGACUACUCAGAGCUGAAGGUUGGACUAAGUACUGCUUUACAUCAGCUGGGGGGGGCCGUGGAGCUGCCGUUGGCUUUGUAGAAAUGAAGCCACAAGAUGACAACUGGAAGGUUUUGCUGUGAUCUGAUGUUUUAUCUACACUUGUAUUUUGCAUUAUACCAGUGAGCUAAAACGUUACAUGUUGGUUAACACACCAGUUUACCAGAUUAGGGUCAAUAUUCCAAGCAUUAAUGGGGAUGACUUGCACUGUGGUUUUAUGUUGUUGGUUUAACUUUCUCACGUUCAUUGAAGGUUUGCUUGGUUUUAGCCAUGUCUACUGGUAGUUUACACUUUUAUUCCUGAAUACAAGUAAGAUCACCUAUGCAGUUUUUAUUAAUGUGAAUGAACACAAAUAAAAUGUCUUUUCGUCAUUUAAAACCCAACUUUUCUGUAAUAAUUAAAAAAGCAGCAGCAACACUCAGAAGUUCUCCGAUCAUCCUGAUGUAACCAGAUACGACAGAGACGCAUUUACUUUUAAAGAAACCUUUAUAAAGUUUAAACAUUUCUGAACUUAAACAUUUGAACAUUUUCAGGACAUAUACAAUUCUUAAUAUGAAACAGUAAAUAUCUCUUUAUUUUGCACACUCUUAAAGUGAUUCAGAAAAUAAACACUGUCGUCGCCCACCGGAUCCGUCCAGCCGUGGCACGUCAAACCUAAACAUCUGUCACUUGAGGCACUUUCUGAGUGAAGAGGCUUUUUUUUUCUGAAGAAAUGCGUUAAAGCACAUCAAUGAGACUACAGCGCCCCCGAGAGGCAGCUUUUGGACACAGAUACAGUCCGAGUGGCUUUUUUUUUUUUGGAGCGGCUCCUAGCUUACACACUGAAACUGAUCAUUUAAGUUUAUUUAUUUAUUAAUACAGACAUGCUGGCAGCAUGAGACAGCUACACAUGCAGGUUUAAAUAUAGUUCCACACUGCAAAUGGUUUUAUGUCUGUAAAAAAAACAAGCUCCAGAUGUUUUUUUAGAGGACGUAUCCAUUCAUUUUGGAGACUGAAGCAGAUUGGACUGAAAUGAUUUAAAAAUAAGAGAUAAUCUUUGUUUUCAGGGAACAUUCCUGCUUUGGGAAAUGAGUUCUUGUCCUGGGACAAACAUCACAUGUUGGGAGUCUUUCCUCUGACGUUAAAAGAGCUCCAGGCUGAUUUAACAGUGACCUCAGAAGGAUUUCACAUCCACCAACACGGAGCUUUCCUCUAAGCCUGCUAAAGCAACUUGGUGUGUCUCUGUAAAAUAUAUAAAAAAAGAGAAUGCACUAAUAAAUGUUAACACAAGG